This is a messenger RNA of Limulus polyphemus (Atlantic horseshoe crab), 1538 nucleotides long. RefSeq names its product bystin-like (gene bys). The record is from RefSeq and is a predicted model, not a curated record. Gene Ontology annotation, molecular function: snoRNA binding. The transcript is spliced from 9 exons. Gene Ontology annotation, cellular component: cytoplasm; preribosome, small subunit precursor; nucleolus. The coding region runs from base 73 to 1368 and encodes 431 amino acids. Gene Ontology annotation, biological process: rRNA processing. Lineage: Eukaryota; Metazoa; Arthropoda; Merostomata; Xiphosura; Limulidae.
GAUUACAUUUAAUCCUACCAUUGCCACAUGGAAGUCAAAAUAUAAGUAAUUAAUAACUUUCUGAAUAAAAACAUGGGUAAGGCCAGCAAGAUAAGGACAAAAAAGGUGGGAAGAAACAUACCACUUGAUACACAGAUUGAAAAAGACGGAAUAACUAAGCCAACAACACGGAUUAAGUCGAGGAAAAGAAAAGACGAAGAUGAACUGUUCACAGAUGACAAACUUUCCAAGAAGAUCUUGGAGCAGGCUCGGCUGCAACAGGAAGAUCUAGAAGAAGAAUAUGGAACAUCUAGUAAAAAAAAGAAAGGCAAACCUGUUUCAACAUUGACGACCGUACUUGGACCUUCAACAUCCCAUACAGAUUCUGAUUCUGAUGGAGAUGAAUCUGAAAUAGAAGAAAAUACUUAUUAUGAAGACUUUAUUGUUGAUGAAGAUGAAGAAAGAUCUCUGCAGCUGUUUAUGAGUAAAGAUGCUUCAACGAGAAAAACUUUAGCUGACAUCAUCAAGGAAAAACUUACAGAAAAAGAAACUGAAAUUGAAACACAGUUUUCUGAUGCUGGAAGCAUUAAACUUUCUGAACUAGAUGACAGGGUGGUAGAAAUGUACAAAGGAGUCAAGCAAGUUCUUUCUCAUUAUCGUAGUGGAAAACUUCCCAAAGCUUUCAAGAUCAUCCCAGCUCUUACCAACUGGGAACAAGUGCUGUAUCUAACAGAGCCAGAGACUUGGACAGCUGCAGCUAUGUAUCAGGCAACUCGGAUAGCCACAGAAGGAAUUUAUAGAAAGAAUUGUCAGUUUUACAAUCUAGUCUUAUUGCCCCGAAUUCGAGAUGACAUUGUAGAAUAUAAGAAGUUGAACUUUCAUCUUUACCAGGCAUUGAGAAAAGCCUUGUUCAAACCUGGUGCUUUUUUUAAGGGAAUUAUUCUACCUAUAUGUGAGUCGGGAACCUGUACCCUGCGUGAAGCAGUGAUCAUCAGUAGUGUCAUUGCCAAGAAUUCUAUACCGAUGCUUCACUCAGCUGCUGCCAUUCUCAAGAUUGCAGAGAUGGACUACACUGGAGCUAGUAGCAUCUUUCUUAGAACAUUGUUAGAUAAGAAGUAUGCCCUUCCUUACAGAGUAACAGAUGCUGUUGUCUAUCACUUCCUCAGGUUUUCCACAGACAAAAGAGAGCUUCCAGUGUUAUGGCAUCAAUGCUUGUUAACCUUUGUUCAAAGAUAUAAAGAAGACAUUGCUAGUGAACAGCAAGAUGCUCUUCAUGACUUGCUACGUGUACACACCCACCCUCAGAUAACUCCCGAAAUCAGACGAGAGCUGCAGAACUCAAAGUGUUGUAAACCUGAGAUGGAAACAAGCAACAGUGGAAAACUGUGAAAGACUGGAAUAAGUAAAAAACACAAUGAAAAACUUUUCAACUACUGCGAGAAAUCACUGCAUUUCUCAGUAGUUGUUUUAGUUUGAGGUCUUGUUCGAAGUUUGAAAUACCUUGGUAAAGGAUGUCAAAUGUGUGUGCCUGUGGUAAUAAAACCACCUUUGAAAAGUCA